Aplosporella prunicola CBS 121167 is the source of this 1422-nucleotide messenger RNA. RefSeq lists its product as uncharacterized. The transcript has 2 exons. The record is from RefSeq and is a predicted model, not a curated record. The coding region runs from base 1 to 1422 and encodes 473 amino acids. Lineage: Eukaryota; Fungi; Ascomycota; Dothideomycetes; Botryosphaeriales; Aplosporellaceae.
AUGCCCGCCGACAUCCCGCCCGGCCGCCCGGGCAACCUUACGGCGGAGCAAGAAGCCAAGCUGCGCGAGCUAUGGGCCGCCCUGGCCAAGCUGAUGGGCGUGCUCGAUAACGAAGGCGGAGACAACGAGGCCGACAACGAUGACGGGCCGGCCGACGAAAGCGGCAGCACCAAGGACGCCAAGGACGGCAAGAAGAAGAAGUCGCGCCUGCACGUAUUCAAGCGCAAGCACCACGAUAAGGACGGCAAGAACAGUGCCGGCAGCAGCGACGUCGACUCGGCCGCGAGCAGCACCGGCGGCGUCGACGUGAGCAGCCUGAGCCUGGGCGACGACGACAAGCACGGCCAGAACAAGGCGUUCAAGGCCGCGCUGGCCGACCUGAGCCCCGCCGAGCUGCGCCAGGCCGUGUGGAGCAUGGUCAAGCACGACAACCCGGACGGCCUGCUGCUGCGCUUCCUGCGCGCGCGCAAGUGGGACGUGAAUGCCGCGCUGAUCAUGCUGAUCAGCACCAUGCACUGGCGCGCCACCGAGAUGCACGUCGACGACGACAUUAUGUGCGUCGGCGAGCUGGGCGCCAUCGAGCAGGCCCGCAGCGCUGACGCCAACACCAAGAAGGAGGGCGACGACUUCCUCGCCCAGCUGCGCAUGGGCAAGAGCUUCCUCCACGGCGUCGACAAGGAGGGCCGCCCCAUGUGCUUUGUCCGCGUGCGCCUGCACCGCCAGGGCGAGCAGAGCGAGCCCAGCCUCGAGCGCUUCACCGUCUACACCAUCGAGACGGCGCGCAUGAUGCUGCGCCCGCCCGUCGACACGGCCACCAUCGUCUUCGAUAUGACGGGCUUCUCGCUCGCCAACAUGGACUACACCCCCGUCAAGUUUAUGAUCAAGUGCUUCGAGGCUAACUACCCGGAGUCGCUCGGCGCCGUCCUGGUGCACAAGGCCCCCUGGGUCUUCCAAGGCAUCUGGUCCAUAAUCCGCGGCUGGCUCGACCCGGUCGUAGCCGGCAAAGUGCACUUUACGAAAAACACGGAAGAGCUGUCCUCCUUCGUCCCGCUCUCACAAAUCCCCACCGAGCUCGGCGGCACCGAAGCCUGGUCCUACAACUACGUCGAGCCCGCAGCCAACGAAAACGCCGCUCUAGCGGACAGCGCUACCCGCACCGCCAUCGAGGCGGAGCGCGCCGCGCUCGUCGAGAAAUACGAGGCCGCGACCCUGGCAUGGAUCCAGCAGGCGGAGGCGGCGCCUGCCCCGGCGCUGAAGAAGGAGCGCGCCGACUUGGCCGACGCCUUGAGGGAGAAUUAUUGGCGGCUUGAUCCCUACGUGCGCGCGAGGUCGCUGUAUGAUCGCACCGGCGUGCUGGGCCAUAAGGGCAAGCUGGAGUUUUACCCCAAGAAGGUCGAGACGAGCCAGGACGAUCUGGAUUGA